This is a messenger RNA of Pelobates fuscus (common spadefoot toad), 440 nucleotides long. RefSeq names its product ribosomal protein L34 (gene RPL34). The transcript is spliced from 4 exons. Gene Ontology annotation, molecular function: structural constituent of ribosome. Lineage: Eukaryota; Metazoa; Chordata; Amphibia; Anura; Pelobatidae. The coding region runs from base 45 to 398 and encodes 117 amino acids. Gene Ontology annotation, biological process: translation. Gene Ontology annotation, cellular component: cytosolic large ribosomal subunit; ribosome. The record is from RefSeq and is a predicted model, not a curated record.
AAUGUUGUCAUUAACUAAGAUAUGAUUCUUCUCCAGAUCUAAAAAUGGUUCAGCGCCUGACAUACCGUCGUAGGUUGUCCUACAACACAACCUCCAACAAGACCAGACUGUCUCGAACACCAGGUAACAGAAUUGUAUACCUAUAUACCAAGAAAGUGGGCAAGGCACCAAAAUCAGCAUGUGGCAUCUGCCCAGGCAGACUCCGUGGUAUUCGCGCAGUCAGACCUAAAGUGCUUAUGAGACUCUCCAAAACAAAGAAGCACGUCAGCAGAGCAUAUGGUGGAUCCAUGUGUGCAAAAUGUGUUCGUGACAGAAUCAAGAGGGCAUUCCUUAUUGAGGAGCAGAAGAUUGUGGUGAAAGUGCUGAAGGCUCAAGCACAGAGCCAGAAGACAAAGUAAAAUCUGCAUUGCCUACAUCACAAUAAACUUGUUCCACUUGUA